AUGGAGAUCAACCCGUACGUGUUUAAGAGCCUAGUGCAGAUCUACGAGGAGUAUCUGAAUCUGAUCAUACACCGAGUGAAGGGUUACAAAGUGCUGAUCCUGGACGACGAGACGAAGACGAUCAUUUCGCUCAUCUUCUCACACUCCUACAUCCUAGAAAAGGAGAUCUUCCUCACGUUGAAUUUUAACGACAAUAACAUUUUCGAAGAUGCAACGAGUAGCGGUGGAAAAAGUGACAAGUUUGACUUCAAGAAUUACAAAAUAAAAAACCUGAAGCAUCUGAAGGCUAUUUUCCUGUUAAGGCCAACACAUACAAAUAUCCUAAAGUUAAUGAAGGAGUUGAGGAGGCCAAUAUUCCUAGAGUAUUAUCUCUUCUUCACCAAUGUCCUGAGUGAUAGGUACACGGAGAAGCUAGCCAAGGCGGAUGAAUUCGAAGUCGUAAAAAAUAUCAUGGAGUACUACAUAGAUGCGUAUGUCCUUCAUGAUAAUUUGUUUUCCCUAAAUAUUGACUACACGUCUUUUUUGUACAAAAAUGAUGAUAAGCAUUGCCUUUCCAUGGGAGAUAGAGGUAGGAACAGGAGGAAAAAGAAAGGCCCUUUUGUGAAAAAUACACAAGGUAUGCUUUGGUCUGAUGGUAAGUACAACCUAGGGGAAGCUAGAAAUAAAUAUGAUAAGCUUACAAUAGAUGAAUUUGGACAAAUUGGGGAAGGAAACAAGGAUGGUUUCUCCAAUGCACAACUUUUUCAAAAUAGUAGUGAUUACAACGCCAGCACUGUUGUCGAUGAUGAUGUGAGCAACUACUCCAGCUUUGCUCUGUUUGAAAAUCAAGUCGUCCAAAGAAUACAAGUACCUGAUAUCAUCUACAAUAGGAACUCUCCCAUUUGUAAGCACAUAAUUGAUUUGUUAAAAAUUAAGAUGCUAAGAAAUGAGUCUGUUUUUUCUGCCGUAUUGGAUUCAUACGAAAGGUACAAUGGAGAGGUAGAGAGACAGAUAAAAAUGGCUAGUCAGCAGGGAGAACAUAGUAACUACCAAUUUAAUAGUAUCAUCGGGAAUCAGCCUGUGAAUAUGGGAACUGAGGGGAACUGCUGUUAUAUGAUAAUUCUGGAUAGAAGAGAAGAUCCCAUCACUCCGCUGCUAACCCAGUGGACCUACCAAGCAAUGCUACAUGAACUCAUCGGUAUAGAGAACAACAAAAUAAAUUUGGGAAACAACUCAGAAGAAUCUCAAAUAGUGAUGUCAUGUAUGUAUGACGAUUUUUACAAUGAGCAUUUGUUUGAUAAUUUUGGAGAUCUCGGAAAAGCAGUCAAAACUUAUGUAGAUGUAUACCAAGAGGAGACAUCUAAAAAAAGUAACUUAGAAUCCAUAGAUGAUAUCCAAAAGUUUAUAGAGAUCUAUCCAAAUUAUAAAAAGCUAUCUGGGAAUGUUACUAAGCAUGUGAAUAUCCUUCACAAGUUUUCCGAAAUUGUAGAGAAGAGACAACUAUUUUACAUCUCCGAGUUAGAACAGUCCAUAGCCAUUUAUUACAAAAAAAGUGAACACUUCAAGCAAGUCAUCGAGACGAUCAGAAAUGAUACGUACACUAAUUAUGAUGUGUUACGGUUGUCUUUGUUGUAUUCUCUUAAGUAUGAGGAUGAAGAAGAAGUGGAGAUGAUAAAAACGGAAUUGACCAAAAGGAAUAUAGACAAAGAUCAAGUGCUACUGAUAGAUGCCUUACUAAUGUAUGCAAAUGAAGAAGCGAGGAAUAAUCAGCUAUUCAAAGAGCAGACUUUUUUAGACUUUGCAAAAACGACGAUAACGAGAACGAUAAAAGGGACUUCCAAUGUUUUUACGCUACACAAAUCGUACAUUUAUUACCUCAUUGAAGAUUUGAUGAAAUGUAAGUUGGACAGUCACACGUACACGACGACCAACUUGCUCAACAUCGAGCCGAAUGUGAAUAAGCGAGUCAACUCCAUGAUCGUGUUCUUCAUCGGGGGGGCCACCUACGAGGAGUACCGCGACCUGCAGUACUUGAGCAAGCGGUACAAUAUUUCCUUUCUGCUCGGCGCCACGCAGCUCCACAACUCGCAGUCCUUCCUGGCGGACGCGCUGCAGCUGGUCAAGGACUGA
This is a messenger RNA of Plasmodium cynomolgi strain B, 2109 nucleotides long. RefSeq names its product vacuolar protein sorting-associated protein 45. Gene Ontology annotation, cellular component: Golgi membrane. Gene Ontology annotation, biological process: intracellular protein transport; vesicle-mediated transport. The transcript is spliced from 2 exons. The record is from RefSeq and is a predicted model, not a curated record. Bases 1 to 2109 code for a protein of 702 amino acids. Lineage: Eukaryota; Apicomplexa; Aconoidasida; Haemosporida; Plasmodiidae.